CCGCUUUCGCGGUAAGCUUGAGCCUCUCGCGCUCCCGUCCGGGCACCGCUGGUCCGCGGAGCACCGGCGGCCGCCACUGCGGCUCUUCCUCGGCCGCUGCCAUGGCAGCCCUGGCCAAAGCCUCGGGCGCGCUCAAAUCCGUGGAUUACGAAGUGUUCGGGCGGGUGCAAGGUGUUUGCUUCAGGAUGUACACAGAACAGGAAGCCAAGAAAUUAGGAGUGGUUGGCUGGGUUAAAAAUACCAGCCAAGGAACUGUGACAGGCCAAGUGCAGGGCCCAGAAGAGAAAGUGAAUGAAAUGAAAUCCUGGCUGAGCAAAGUUGGAAGCCCAAGCUCCCGCAUCGAUAAAACGAAUUUUUCCAACGAAAAGGAGAUUUCCAAGCUUGACUUCUUGGAUUUCAACACUAGAUACUAACAGGAGGGAACCUCACUAAGCACAAAACUCUGACAUUUCUGCUGCAUCGUAUUUUCUGUGCCUCCCUCCAUCCAGUGUCACAAGAGCAUUGGAAUGCUUUUCUGUACUAGGGAUAAACAUAAAUGCUCCCUGUUCCCACCAAGUAAGAAUUCCUGGUUGCUGUGUUAGACAACUUACACCAUGAAUGUCAACAUUUUGUGUCUAAAAUGCCAAUAUCUAAUUCAUUGCAGCUUUGAAAGACAGAUAAAAGCUUAGAAAUGCUGGUGGUUAUUUGUGCACAAUGAGACUUGUUACAUACAACCAGAUGGUACCUAAUCUUUACACUGUGAGUCAUAUUUUAGAUGAAAAAUAAUAAUAAAUUUAUGUUCUACUGUUUGUAAUCUCACAAAAAAUACAUAUUUACUGAACUGGAACACUUGAGGGUUCUGUGUAACAAGUCUGUUAUAGACCAGGCUCUUUGUGAUAAUUAAUAAAGGUUAUAGUGAUAAUUCAAAAUAAAUACAUUGUUUCAAACUAGGAUUAUCUAACCAGCUCUGCUUUAAAAUUCUCCAUAAUAAUUCAGAUAAAUCUUGUUCCAAGAUGAUGAAAUGUGUGGCCUCUCACCCUGUUUUUUCCUUGUCUACCUGUAGCUUACAUCCAUGCUUACUAUAAAGGAUGUUUUGAUCUCUU
Hirundo rustica (Barn swallow) is the source of this 1082-nucleotide messenger RNA. It is a transcript of the gene ACYP2, whose product is annotated as acylphosphatase 2. Bases 102 to 413 code for a protein of 103 amino acids. NCBI's taxonomy places the organism in Eukaryota, Metazoa, Chordata, Aves, Passeriformes, Hirundinidae. The transcript is spliced from 4 exons. Gene Ontology annotation, molecular function: acylphosphatase activity. The record is from RefSeq and is a predicted model, not a curated record.